Molecule: messenger RNA, 7440 nt
Organism: Dermacentor albipictus
Lineage: Eukaryota; Metazoa; Arthropoda; Arachnida; Ixodida; Ixodidae
Product: streptococcal hemagglutinin-like
Source: RefSeq, a predicted model, not a curated record
GAACGCCUUUACGGAAACGGCGCGGUGGUUGGUUGGUGCGUUCGUUGGUUGGUGGUGGUUCGUUCUUGUUGGAGCGCAAGCGCAAGCCGAACGACGAUGCUCUCCGGCCGGCUCGCGCGUUCUGCGCUGCAUCAGUGUCAUCGCGUCGUGUGAUUUAGUGCUAGUUCCCCCCAAAAGAUUCGAAGCCACUCCCGAGUGAGCCUGUCGUUCUGUGAGUGUGUGUUUGUGCGUGUGCGAGUGCGCGCGCGAGAGUUUUUUUUUUUUUUUUUCUUCCUGUGAGUGGCCUCACUCCGCCGUCGGGCGAGAGAGGAUUUUUUCGGGAUAACCGCUCCUUCCGCUCCAUCCGCCUGUUGCCAACUUCUGGAUUCUCUCCCGCGGCGUUUACAUUCGCUUCGGCUGGAUCGUCAUCGUCGCUUUCUGGAAGAUAGCAACUUCGGUGGCGUGCGUGACAGUACCUUCGAGCACGUGUGACGCUAACUCCGCUGCACUCGUCUGGUGUCAACACGCGUCGGCGGGGUUUUCCUGGUGCGGCACAGCUGGUGCUCACUUUUGGAUUUGAUAUUCGCUUCCUUUCCCUGACUGCGUCAUCUUCGGAUACAUGGAUCAUCGAAAGCUGGACUGCGCACCCCUAAUUCCAGGUCUUCUAUUGCGGGUGAAAAGGUCAUCCGUGAUUUCAUGCGUCGGAAGUCCUAGCUGUCUGCUCCGUUCGUGUUCCUGGGUACCCUUGCGCUGACACAUCGCUACUGCACGUCCAAAUCAGAGGUCGGUUGUCAGCUUAAGGCUCUAAGGUGACGCGUCUCUUGCUAAUGAGACAGCUGGACUCCUCAAGCCGGCAGCGACCAAAUAAAGUAGAAGAAACACUCGGCAGUGGAGCCCACCGGUGUGGUUUUCCUCACACUUUGCAACGUCAGCGUUUUCCGCUUCUUGGCAAGGACUAAGAUGAAUCCAGUAGCGUUCCAUCGCCAUUAGGCACCCGCAAUAUCACUCGGAAGAGCCGUUACUUUCAAGCCUCGCAUUCCGGUUUGCGGGAACAGUUCGUGCGUGAGAUACCGGUCCACGAUUAAUGUAACGUCUGUCGCUUACCCACUUCGAGAAGAAACGUUCUUAAGCUGAGCUGGAAGCUGCGGGAAGGUUCGCCUUGCUCUCGAACCUCUGAACACAGCGUCUGUCCACUCUCUACCUUGAGCAUUACGCACAGUCUUCAAGCUGCCCAGAAACGGCCUAGCCAACGGCCUCUCUCGCGGCUCGGUGGAGGCUAAGUUGGCGCUCAGCACGAAGAAACCGGCACAAUGCGAACCGGCCCACGGGUCCGAGGCCGCAAUGGCCCGCGGUGGCGCCAAGAAGGUGCACUGCUCGAACGAAGCCGUCGAGGACACCUGCAAGGGUAGCGGUGUCUCGCAUUCGCCGAAGCACGUCGAGGCGUGUUCGGGACUGCCUCCCCGAGUAGAGGUCAAGAAGAGCAGCGACGACGAAGAAGCGUACAAGAGCGAGGAGUUGUCGGACAUCAUCAACUUCCUGAUUGAGACCGAUCCCAGGAGAAGCCGCGAGAGCCGUGGAGUUCUCGACGCAUCGUCCGACGACACCGAGCGAUCUUUCUCACCGCCUGUACCUCCUUGUGCGCAAAAGCCGGACGGCGUUUGCCCUUCGCCGCCGAACGUCAAGAGAGCCCGAGAAGACGUCGCAAAUUCUCCGCCGCCGCCGAGCUCCACAGCAAGUGCUGCAACAUCGCCGCUCCGCAUCGUCCUGCCGGCGCCCGACAUAUACGGCUUCAACUACCAGCCUGACUACGCCUUCCGCAGUGUUGCGAGCACCCCUAGUCAGGCAAAGGGAACGCUGGCGGAUGCCAAGUGCGACUCCGAAGCCUCGCUGCACCUAGCGGGGACAACGCAGGACGCAGAAAUGAGCAAACCGGGUGGCUCCGAUGAAACCGGUGACAUUCCGGUGAACGGGAGCGACUCGCGUUGUGUUGAGGCCGACGAUAAGUGCCAAGUGCCAAGCGCGACCGAAGCCGAAAUUCGGGAAAAGACAACCGUAGCCUCGUCGCCCGUAAACAACGACGUCGCCGAAAAGGACGAUAUCGAUAACAAAGGGUGCGCCCAACGUGACAGCUUAAUAGUAAAGCCGGAUGGUGAUAUCUGCCAAGACGACACGGCCGAUAGCCGCUCCAUUCCCGACUCUGCUGUCGCCCUCGGUAGGCCAGUGGCGAGUGCGAAUUGUGAUGACGGGCGCGCCGCCGAUAACGGCGGGGCUGCUCUAGACUUGCCCGCUUAUCCGGACGCAAGGCCGCGUUGUGUGGAGGAAGAUAGUCGCGUCGGCCACAACGGCAGUCCUAACGACGGCGACACCGACCGCGGCAGCUGCGCUCCGGAAGAGCGCGAACUGCGCACUCCGGCUAAGCCGGCAACCUCGCCACCUCCAGACGCUUGUUCCGAAUCGGAUGCGAGCGAAGCGCGUCAAGGGGAGCUCGAAGACGUCGAGAAAAGACCACCGGCAUCGCCCCCAGCUAGGGCCUGUGACGACGACGUCAGCGGUGACGUGGUUUCAACAGCUCAAGAAUGUUCUGGCCUGGCGUUGCCCGAUGACCACAAGACGGCAUGCAACAGUGACAGCGACGCCGAGUCUGACAGUACGGAAGCCCUACAGUGGUCUCCUGACCGUGCAUCGCGCUCCAAUAGCGCGGAGUAUUCGCGAGAGGGGGGCGCUACAACUGUAGACGGCGGCGCCGAUGAUGCGUCCGAAAACGUGGUCGCGUCCGCAGCGGGUCCAAGCAACCGUCCAGUCACCCAAAUCAAGGAAGAGGACACAUCUCCACUGCUGAAUGGCACUGACGAUCUCGAAUGCAGUGAUAAAACCGUGAAGUCUAUCGCUUCAGCAUGCACCCGUAGUCUCGCUCCUUCUGACGGUGGCCUAGACAAUCUCAUCAGCGUCUUCACUACCGUCGAAGAGGGCAAGAUCGUCAGCGUCGACUGCAAGAAGUUCCGCAAGAGAGGCCGCCCUCUGGGAGCCAAGAAGAAGAACGCACUGAAGCGAGCACGAAUGGCUGCCAUGGAGAUGGCAUUGCAGAACGACGACGUAGACUUCACGGUCAAGCAAUUGCUGCAUGACAUGGUCGACAGAAUCGCGAUGACUGGCGGCGAAAUACCGUCCAAGCUGUCCGAGGCCAACUUAAAGGACGUAAUCAGCAGCUUCUGCGAAUCCAACGGCUUCAGUCGCCAAGAAUUUGCCUGUGAAAACGACGAGAUCUGUUUCGGCAGCGUACUCCGCGACGAGCACCCUGACGCGACCGGAGGCGCAGCCAAGAGACCACGCCGCGGGAGUUCGGAUCACGGUUCGUCCUCCGAACAGAGUUCGCAAACUCCGAGACCCAGAGGCAGCGGCAAACGUUACAAGAAGAAGCGCGAGACCGUGCCCACUAAGCGGAUGCUAACCAGGAGUCAGUGGCGGCGCUCCUGCUACCAGAAGGAGCAGCAGCAGGACGGAGCCGCCACCGACCAUCCGGACAACGGGCUGCUCGUGCUGCGGGACGGUGCCCAGUCGCUCCCCGACGCCAAGCGUCGGCGCCGGUCCGUUGACCUCGCCUCGGACUUGGACAGCUCCAACACGGAGUCGACCGCGGACGGUCUGAGCUCGGCUUGGGGUGCUUCUCAGGAGAUGGACCUGUCCUUGACUGCCGACGAGGCGGCCUCGUGCGGUGCCGGUUACGAACUUCGACCUGCUCCCGGUGCCAGUGAUGACGCGAAAUGUGAUGGUGAUGCGCGCGUGCUAGUCGCGGAAGGUUGUUCCUCCGCACCGGUCAAUUCCAGUAUUUAUUUAUCAUCCUCCGAACCUCCCAAACUUGGCUACAUGGAGCUGAGCGUGACGACGGCGCCCCGCGAACUUAGCCCCCUAGUGAGUGCGCGAUCAGGAGCCGGUGGUGGUGAUCGUGAAAGCGCGCCUCGCGAUGUCCAGGAGGCGGACGCCCGCGGUCGAGGUCAUUCGCAUGGACGGCAAAAGCAGCAGCAGCCGCCGCCGCCGCCGCCGCCGCCUCAAUAUGGCCUCGUUAGUGAACACGCUAGUGUUGGUGUGGACGACGAGAACGACGAUGACGGUGAGUCGCAACUGGUGAUCUGUGAUACGGACGAUUCGAGCCACGACGCGCCGCCGCCGUCCGCCGCCUCCGGUGUGCGAGGCGACAGCGCCGCGGACACGGUGCGCGCCACGUUGCACAAGAGUGAGGUGGACGCUCAUUCCGGUGCGCGCGCGUCGCGUCAGCGGCGGUCGCCCCCUCGUCGCCUGCGCGGUGCUUCUCCAGCUGCGAACCCAGCGCGGCAGCGCCUCGGCGGCGGUGCUGGUGCAGUGUGUGAAUCGGAAAAGGCGGCCACCGACGCGGGUGUCGUGUGUCUCGACGACGGAGAGGGAGACAACAUCGGGACACCGGAGGCCAGCGUCGUCGCUGCUGCAGGUGUCACCGUGGAAGGCUCGUCUCGACAUCUCAGAUCGCCGCCGCCAGCCCUCAGCAGUGUCCGAGGCUCCCCAGCAGCGCCCAGCGCUUCGGACAGACCCGGCGCCAGUGAGAGCGUCCCGACGACCACGUCUCCCCCAAGCGCUGCUCACCGGAGGACGACCUCCUCGUCUGGCCACUAUGCGGUGGGGUCGUCGUCAUCGUUGUUGUACCAGUGGCCAGCGUCGUUGCCCACGUCGCCUUCCAGGGCCGAGUCUCCGGACAUCAUCGUGGUCAAGGAAGAGCCCAACGACCUGUCUGUCUCCGGUCGGACGGCGAACUUCGUCCCGCCGCUGCCGGGCUUGGAACCGCUCGAUUUGUCACUGAAAGAGCAAUCAUUUCGAGCGAAAGCCGACAUUCCUGUGGGCAAGGUGCAACCGCAAAUGGCCACCACUAGUCAGUCUGCAUCAGAGGAGGCAGUGGCCAACUCUCCCAUCAACUACUCAGCAUCCUCUCGACACGUCCCGGCACCGCGCGCUGAAGAAGACACUCGCUCCAAGGAACGCGAUAGGCGCGGAGCCCACGGCUCUGACAGUAAUUCGAGCAACGGAUCCCCGGGGGCCGCUGGAACCGCUGGCACCUCUGAGCCGGCCUCGGACUCUAUUCUGCAGCGUCUGCUGCUCGACCCUAGUCGAAAACCAAAGGAAAGCGAUUCGAGCGCCGCCUCAUCUCCCGUCCAGGUCGCUCUUGAGACGCGCAACGCUCGCGGCUCGGCCGAACCGACCAAAGACUCUGCCAAACGAGGACGCGACACCGACAUCGUGAACGAAGCGAAGUCUCUCCUGAACGCUCGCCUCACGGCGAGGCACCAGGAACAGCAGCUGCAACAACAACAGCAGCAACAGCAUCAGCAUCAGCAACAACAGCCACCGUUGGUCAAGGCGUCCAACAUGGCUUCCGUGCCACCCAUGAGCUUUCCAGAGAACAAGCUGGGCAUGAGUACGCUUGAGUCCAAGAUCGUGGAGCUUAAGAAGCAGAUCCACCAUCUCACCAUCUUGGCCACGUACAAGGAGAAAGAGCUCGCUUGCAUUAGUACCCUGCGAACGGCCAAGGAAGAUGCGCUAAAGCAGCUUGAGAGCAAGUACCCCGGAAUCUGCUCCGUCAUCAGAGCGUUCGGUCCCGACUCCGGCUCUGGCGAAUCCAGCGACAGUCCAGGCUUCACGGACGUCCCGAGCAUAGUGGCGCAGGCGGCCACCGCUACCGCGGACCUCACGUCGCUGGGCGCUGGCUUGGCGUCUGAGACCGAUCCUCCGCUCCAGAAGAAGCCUGCCGUGCAAGCGCAGCCGCAGCCGCAGCAUUCUCCUGCUUUGCCCAUCCCUCUCCUUGCCGGGACACCGGCGCCACACCGGCUACGUGCCAACUCUGGGUCCGAGCGCGACUCUCCCGGCCGAGGCCUCAUGUCCUACGACAGAGCCAGCGCCGCUGCUGCGGCCCCUCCUCCUACAUCAUCUACGGCGCGCUCCUCUGUGUCACCUCGCGGUGGUGACAACAGGCAGCCGAGGCCCCUGCCAUCGAUAGCGCCUUCCAAGUCAGCCUUCAGCGUCCCGUCGGCGUUGUCGUCGUCGUCAUCCUCCUCUUCUGCUGCUGUUGCCGCUGCCGCUGCGGCUGCUGCGUCGAGCCAGAGGCCGCCCAGGCUGUUGCUUCCCAAAGGACCAAUGCCACCGGCGACUCCAGCGGCCGCUGUUCCGGUGGCUCAAACGUCCACGUCACGAGGGGUCAACAGCGGAACCAUGGCUUCGUCAUCCGCAGCCGCGGCAGGUGUGUCCAACUGGUGGAACGCACCAAACGGCGCACCGCUUUCCUUGACCGCCGGCCUACCCCACCACCUGCAGCGCGAUGCCCUGCGGGAGUAUGCUUCGUCCUCUUCCACUGCGGCUCUUCUAAAGGCCGCCUCUGUGCCGAGUUCCCUGGCCAAGCAGCACAACAGCGCCGCUGGAAGCACGCCAUCUCUGUCGAGGUCCGAGGCACUGGCUGGCAUGGCCAGUGACCCGUCAGCCCGUACCUCCCAUCACCAGCGACUCGCGGAAGCAGCGGCAGCGAGAACGGAGGACUCCAGGGGUGUGGCAGCUGAGCUGGCCCGUCAGCAGGAGGAGUUCAACCUGGCCCUCAGCUCCAGCGGCUCACUCGCUGGCGUUAACGCGGCGGCAGUGGCGGCGGCUGCCGCGGCUGCCGGUGCGUACCCACUGGGUCGCGCUGGUCUGUCUGCGGCAGCCAGCAUGUACAAUCAGGCCAUGGCGUACAGCCUGUACCAGCAGCUUCGCGUCAACAAGGAAGCCGCGCUAGCGCAGGCCGAGGCGUCCGCGCUCCUUGAGAAGAUGAAGCAGCAGAGUAUGCCUAGUCAGCAGCAACAGCAGCAACAUCAACAGCAGCAACAGCAGCUCUACCAGAAGGCGCUGCUAGAGCAAGCUACAAAAAACAGGCCCACUGCCUGGGAGCACAUCAGUCACCUACUGCAGAAGGAGAAUCCCGUCAGCAUGCAGGCAGGCCUGCCUUCCGAGCUGCUCUCGCUGCAACCAAAGCUAUCGGCGCCCGAGAUGUCCUGGCUCCAAGCAGGGCUGGCCUGCGUCAACUGCGGAGAUCCGCGCGUGAAGUUCGUCUGCAGCUGCUGCAGGACGCAGACCUUCUGCAGCGAGCAGUGCCAGGCAAAACUGUGGAGCAAGUUGAAGACACAAGCACCGACGAAGAAUUGAAGGGUUCACCAGACGAGAGGGGCUUUCCUUGAGCUUAAUUAUUACCAUUAUUUUUUUUCGUUAGUUUUUUUUUCUCAUGUUUUUUUGUGACUCGGGGAAGUUUUUUCUCGGCAACGCGUGUCGCUCAUCUUUUUCAUUUUGAUGGACGAGCUCAUUUUGUAUGAUACUACAUUUUUGGCACCUCUCUCGGUGGGCUUAUUUUGUCUCUCUCUCUCCCUUUUUCUCCAAAUUUCCUAAUAAAGUUAAGUUUUCGCAGCAUGGGCUGCUGUA